Messenger RNA from Plasmopara halstedii, 165 nucleotides. RefSeq lists its product as uncharacterized. The transcript is spliced from 2 exons. Lineage: Eukaryota; Oomycota; Peronosporomycetes; Peronosporales; Peronosporaceae. The record is from RefSeq and is a predicted model, not a curated record. Bases 1 to 165 code for a protein of 54 amino acids.
AUGCGCAAAGAACAUGUUAAGGAACUGUUUUUGGUUGUGGACGAUCCUCUAAGGAGCAUUAAUGCCUCAAUUGUUGAGGGUGGUGAGGUGCACACAGCCGAGGGUCGUGCAAAAGAAUCGCCAGGUUUCGACUCAUCGCCUAUGCCAUUCGUGAAAGCUUUGUAG